Molecule: messenger RNA, 933 nt
Organism: Aspergillus mulundensis
Lineage: Eukaryota; Fungi; Ascomycota; Eurotiomycetes; Eurotiales; Aspergillaceae
Exons: 3
Coding region: 1-933 (310 amino acids)
Molecular function (GO): protein binding
Source: RefSeq, a predicted model, not a curated record
AUGACUACGUCAGAUCUAGAUCAGCUCAUUGAGAUGGGCUUUGAGAGAGCUCGCGCUGAGUUAGCGGUCAAACAAAGCGGUGGGCUGCAAGGGGCUCUUGAAUGGCUCGAACAAAACCAGGACAAGUCGCUUGAAGAGAUUACGGCCGGGGUCGAAGCGCACGAAGAAGAAGGGCCAACCCUCAAACCCGGCGAAGAAGCCCAAAGCUUGAUUUGCAAUGAAUGCGGAAAGAAGUUCCGAAGCCACGCCCAAGCCGAGUUUCACGCCUCGAAAACUCAGCAUGUUGAUUUCUCGGAGUCGACAGAGGAGGUGGCGCCGUUAACGGAGGAGGAGAAGAAAGCCAGGCUCCAAGAGCUUAGGGAGAAGCUAGCAGCUAAGCGUGCUGGCCAAUCAGAACAGGACAAGGUUGACAAGAAGCGAAAUGAGGAGAUUCGAAGAAAAGCUACCAAGGAGUCCCAAGACGCCAAGGAGGAGCUCGAGAGAAAACAAAGGAUCAAGGAAGCUGCCAAGAAGAAGCAAGAAAAGCAGGAUGAUAUCGAAGCUAAACGCCGUGUUAAGGCCAGAAUCGAAGCGGAUAAGGAGGAGCGUCGACUAAGGGCUGAGCGUGAAAAGGCUGAACGGGCCGGGGUCGCGCCCCCUGCUCAACCAGCCGCUGGGCCAGCAGCUACAACGUCCGGGCCUGUCGCGUCCAAGCCAGCCUCUGCUUACACAGAGACUCGCCUCCGUUUCCAGACACCGAAGGGGAAUAUCAUGAAAACAUUGCCCGUCGAUAUCACACUGUUUGAGGUUGUCUCGGCGCUGAAGACAGAAGACGGAAUUGAGGUCAACGGCUUUCGCCAAAACUUCCCAAGGAAGGUGUUCAAUUCUGAGUUCUACGGCGAGUCACUGAAAGAUCUUGGACUCGUACCUAGCGCGAGUCUUGUCGUCGAAUAG